GCCAGACGCUCAGGACCGAUGAGUAUGUUCUCCAAGGAUCCGCAUUGUGCGACUUUGCUAUUCCUUUCGCAGAACAAGCAUCUUCUCAGCCAUUAUGAACGAAGGCGAAGCUAGCCAUCUUCCACUAAUACGAAGUCCUUUCGUACAACCUGGCGAGCAGAAAUACCACCACCAUGAGCACCACCACCACAAUAGCGACGAGGAAUCUCAUCCAGGCAAGCCCAAGAUCGAGAGAAGCGACACGAUCUCAAAACCAGCAUUUCGGCGCUUCGCCCAGGCUUCGCAUUCAGAACUCUUCUACGACCUGUUCUUCGUCGCCAAUUUGACUGUUUUCACAUACGUCCACGAAAUCAACGAUGGCGACAGUCUCCGACAGUACAUUGGCUUCUUCUGUCUGCUCUGGUUCACUUGGUACCAGGUCUCAUUGUACGAUGUGCGACUCGCAAUGGACUCUGCAUUCGAAAGAGUGUGCAAAGCAGUUCAGCUACUUGUGCUAAUCGUCUUCGCUGUCUGCGGCCCCAAGUUCAACCCUGGCGAGGAAUCGAACGACGACACGCCAGAGACACCAAAUCUGAACUAUUUCCAAGGCAUGACGAUUGCACUCAUGAUUAGUCGGCUUGUGCUGGUCCUGCAAUAUCUUCAAGCUCUGUGCUUUGCCAGAGAAUACAAGAAAAGUAGGCUGCCGAUCGUGUUCGUCCCUCUCACAUACUUUGUCGCAGCAAUGGUCUAUCUCGGACUAUUCUGGGGCCUACGAGCGGUGGAUGUCAACGGCGACAACCACACCUACUGGACGUGGUACGGCAUGGCUGUCCUCGAGACCAUCAUCAUAACCGGCAUCUCCAUGAGAUACCGGAACUUGUCCUUUGAGGGCACGCACUUGGUCGAACGAAUGUCUCUGUUGACAUUGAUCAUUCUCGGAGAAGGCGCAAUUGCAACAGCCAAAGCCUGCCAGUACAUCGCGUACUCAGAUGGAGUAUUCACAUUCUCCGGAUCUGUCGGCGCAUCAAUCUUCUGCGCAGUCCUGAUCCUCUACUUCCUCUACAUGAUCUACUUUGACUUCCAGAAUGAGGAAUACUCUGGCACGAUCCGCACACAAAUCUGGUCCGCUCUCCACUUCCCUCUCCACCUGGCUCUGGUGCUAGCUGUCGAAGACGUAUCACAAAAUAUCAUGUGGAACGCCGCUGUCGUCAAAUCUAAGUCCCUGGGCGUGGAAGUCUUUGGAAAACUUCCUCUAUUCUUGGACAGCUCAAAUGCCACAGCGCAAGACUUUGCCGAUGCAGCUACGAGCCUGAACGCAACCGCCCAUGAUUUGAUCACCACACAACUCCAACGAAGCACGAGCUCCCUCAGCACGUCGCAAGGCCUUGGCUACCUCGGCCAGGUCGUCAUAUCCGCCACACCAACCAUCGCCAACGGUACCGAGGACUUCACAGCUGCCGGAAUGCCUUCUGGUGGAUUUCUGCCGUCCUCUACUCCACCGUUUUCAAGAUCGCCGGCUUUGAUCGUCGUGAUACAUACGAGACGCAGGACAGAGCGCUGGAAUACGCUGAUGCGCCCAUUGACUUUACCAAAUAUGAGCCUGAGUACUGGCAACGUCAAGCUGGGGAGAACAUCGAUGCGGGAUGGACAGUGUUCUCACUCACAUUCACCUACUUCUUCGUGUCGAUUGGGCUGGCGGUUAUGUUGCUCGCGGCUCUGGCAUGGUUGA
This is a messenger RNA of Cercospora beticola, 1708 nucleotides long. RefSeq lists its product as uncharacterized. The record is from RefSeq and is a predicted model, not a curated record. Lineage: Eukaryota; Fungi; Ascomycota; Dothideomycetes; Mycosphaerellales; Mycosphaerellaceae.